Messenger RNA from Lathyrus sativus (Indian pea), 1338 nucleotides. The record is from the annotation of a GenBank genome assembly. NCBI's taxonomy places the organism in Eukaryota, Viridiplantae, Streptophyta, Magnoliopsida, Fabales, Fabaceae.
AUGGCUUCUGUAAUUACUCAUCGCGACGAAGAAACGCCAUUGGUUACCGCCGACGAAUCUCCGCUUCAACUUGAACCACAUAAAAGCCACAGCAGAGAUGUUCAUAUUAUGAGCUUAGCGUUUUUGUUGAUCUUUCUUGCUUACGGAGCUGCUCAAAAUUUGCAGAGCACUCUCAACACUGAGGAGGAUUUGGGUACGACUUCGCUUGGGAUACUUUAUUUGUCGUUUACGUUUUUUUCUCUGUUUGCUUCUUUGGUCGUGCGGAUUCUUGGAUCUAAGAAUGCUUUGAUUAUUGGAACUUCUGGUUAUUGGCUUUACCUGGCUGCAAAUUUGAAGCCUAAUUGGUAUACACUGGUUCCGGCUUCUGUGUAUCUUGGGUUUUGUGCUUCUAUAUUAUGGGUUGGACAGGGAACAUAUCUAACUUCCACUGCACGCAGACAUGCCAUAGAUAACAAUUUCCACGAAGGUGCAGUAAUUGGUAACUUCAACGGGGAAUUCUGGGGUGUCUUUGCACUUAAUCAGUUGAUUGGAAAUCUUAUUACAUUUGCUCUACUCAGUGAUGGGCAGGGGGGAAGUACCAAAGGCACAACUUUAUUGUUUGUUGUAUUCCUUUUCAUUAUGACCUUUGGUGCAAUACUAAUGUGCUUCCUACAUAAACGGAGUGGUAAUAGUAAGGAAGGAUACGAGCAUUCAGAUGCUGAUGCUGGUGAAUCAAAGUCCCUUAAGUCUCUAUGUAGUUCACUCACAAGUACAUUGUCGGAUGUGAAGAUGUUGUUGAUCAUACCCCUUAUAGCAUAUGCGGGUCUACAGCAUGCAUUUGCAUGGGCAGAAUUUACCAAGUAUGUUGUAACUCCAGCAAUUGGUUUUUCCGGUGUUGGUAUUGCAAUGGCAGCAUAUGGAGCUUUUGAUGGAAUAUGCUCUCUGACCGCUGGUCGUCUCACCUCGGGUCUCACAUCCAUCACAUCAAUAGUUUCUUUUGGAGCUUUUGCUCACGCGGUUGUACUAAUAUUACUUCUGCUAAAUUUCAGCAUAUCUAGUGGAUUUCUCGGUACUCUAUAUAUACUCUUUUUGGCUGCUUUAUUGGGCAUUGGCAAUGGAGUUCUAAUGACGCAGCUCAAUGCUUUACUAGGAAUGCUAUUUAAGCAUGACAUGGAAGGGGCUUUUGCACAGCUAAAGCUAUGGCAAAGUGCUACAAUUGCUAUCGUUUUCUUUGUGGCACCAUACAUUUCAUUCGAAGCAGUUAUCAUAGUUAUGUUGGUUGUACUAUGCUUGUCAUUCUGCAGUUUUCUAUGGUUGGCUCUCAAGGUGGGGAAUGCAUCAUCACCCUCCACCACUUGA